CUUUCUUGUUGUACAGCAACAACGUGAACAGAAUUAAUCUCGGCUGGUUCCCGCCUGGCUGUAUUCAGCACGGCAAUUAAUAAUGAAAUCAGCGCCAUGCAAUGAAAAACUCCCAUCUAUUCCCGGCAAUGAACGCACGUGGCGAAAGUGGUCCAUUGCUUCACAGCUCAGAGCAGUCUCGCGUCAUGAACUACUGCUCUCUGUGCGCACCGUCUGCCGGCACGACCCUCUCGUGGAACGCGCGCGCGCGCGCACGUACGCGCGCACACGCGCGCGGCAGCGCUCCGUUUCAUUGAGCCACCAAGUAUCUGUCCGUCGUGGCAACAGUUGGCAGGAGAGGCUGGCGAGCUCACAACGCGCCGUCGCACGGUCUGGCGCAGCGCUAUUAAAGCAGCGAUGCGUCGGGGUGGCUGAAGUCGUUGAGUGCGAGAGGAGGUCACCAACCGUCCCGGGGUUUAUCGGUCGAGUGCGCGUUUGUGGGUUUUUUUUUUGCGUAAAAUCAAAGGUUGCGCAGUUGCUCACUGAAUAGAGCCCCGGUUAAAGCAGGCAUUGCUUCACUGCCUCGCCUGACACGCACACAAGACACUGAAUACGCGGAACAGGACACAUCGCAUGCUGCCCAGGAUAGCCUGCUGCCUUAUCGACAACUGAGCAAGUCCAUCUGAAGGAUGCAAUGCAGUUUGGAUGGACGCUAUAUCGGCACAACCAUCAUCAGCCUCUGCCAAUCCACUGCUGGAUGAAGGUGUUCCCACGGCGUCGUCCAUCCCUCACCGGUGCAGCUGCACGCGAACCGAUCGUGUCGCUCCGACUCCGCUGCGAAUGCGCUCCAAGAGACGCGUCUACAGCUUGCGUCUAGAUGCCAAGCGCUGUAAGAGAGUCAUGAGGGCUCAUUACUCAGCAGUCGAGAAGGGAAUCGCGGAUGAACAAUUGCGCGUCUUUGCCCCCGGCGACUCUGAUGCUGCUACUACAACCGAUGAUGACACUGCUGGUGCUGCUGAUGGUGCUGCUGCUGCUGCAGAAAAUGAUGAUGGUGAUCAACAGCACGUGCCCAGUGGGCACGUGCUGUCUCGUCUCGGCGUGGCCACGGGCGGAGUGGAAGAGUCGUGCCACCGCUGCGUCCUGCCUCUCGCGCUCGUCCUGCUGCUGGUCGGAGCGGUGGUCACCGCCCUAGGGUGCCAUGCGGACGGGCCCACCUCCGUGAUGGGUCUGUUCGGCGUGGCCCUCAUGAUCCUCGCGGGGUUCAUGCUGGCGACGGGAGCAAUCAGCUGGUGCUGGCGACGUGGAGGCGGCAGAGCCGCUCAGCCAGCGGAGCGACUGAGACAUGUGCGCUGCUGAUGGAUGAUCCCGAUGGCUGGACGGUCAGUGGUGGUGCCAAGACCACAUUCAUUGGGGGAGUCCGAAGCAGACCAUUAUCUUUGUGGUCCACCCUCCUGUUUAACGUUUACAUCCCUCGUGAAGCGACAAGAGAUACAGACACGGGAUCGGUGUAGUGAGAUAAGAGAAAUGUUGACAAAUAUACGGAUGCAGCGAGAUGAGAAUCGCAACGCAGACGAGCUAUGAAUUGGCGUUUUUUUAAAAUUCUAACUGACAUUUGAUGCUUCAGCCCCGCGCCGACCGCCCGCCUCAGCUCUGACUCUCGGGUGAGGUGAAUGCGGGAGGUGAGGGGCACGAGGUGGCCAAGCGAUUCGGGAUAUUUAAGCGUGGUCGGAGUUAGACCGAUAAGAGAGGUGAGUAGGUUUGGGCAGGACACGUCGCUAGAACGGAUUUUGGUGAUGAUGAUGAUGAUGAUAAUCGAUGAUCGAUAAUUAUUACGGUGGCACUUAUCAGCGUGGUGAAGUAUUGCCAAAUUACCACCAUGAUCUGUAAGGCGUGAGGAGGGAACGGACAAAAUAAUGAUGGUUAAUGAGGUUGUGCCAUGGGGUGUGUAUUUAAUUGCUCUGUGUACGUGCAGUAUGUCAUUGCGAUGUGUUACUACAAUGCUCGGCGGGUUACUGAGGUAGUGAAUCGUGGAAUGUGCGUUCACUCAUUUCUUAAUGGUCUUAAUGCAACGUGUGCUUGAUUAUAAAUAGGUUAACAUGGCAGAGGUGCAGCCCUGCAAUUUCACACUCACGCCGCUGCUGGUGAAAGUACAUACAGUGAGGGAAAAAAGUA
Molecule: messenger RNA, 2151 nt
Organism: Petromyzon marinus (sea lamprey)
Lineage: Eukaryota; Metazoa; Chordata; Hyperoartia; Petromyzontiformes; Petromyzontidae
Source: RefSeq, a predicted model, not a curated record